GCGCGGGGUGAGAGGCGCAGGGAAGGGGGCUGCCUGCUUCCCUCGCCCGCGUCCCCCACCGGCUGGCCCCGGCAGGAAUUCGGGACCCCCACGGCCAGCCCCUCUUAGCAUCCUGAUAUUUGGGGGAGACAGGUGAACCCGCCGCCCUACCCCCACCCCGCCCCUCCUUGACAGCGGAAUCAGAAGGAACGACCCUGCCCUUUUCAAGGCUUCUCCUUGCUCCUGCGGAGGGCGCCUUAGCCAUGGCCCCCAGGAGCCCCCUGAAACCUGCAGAGACUGCUCCCCAUCCUGGCCGCCGGGGCCCGCCCUCUGCACCCCGCGGGCAGCCUGUGUGAAGCGGCCUCCCGCAGCCCCCGGCCCCUCCCCCAUGGAGGAGGAGGAGGGGGGGGCGGCCAAGGAGUGGGGCACGACCCCCGCGGGGCCCGUCUGGACCGCGGUGUUUGACUAUGAGGCGGCGGGUGACGAGGAGCUGACCCUGCGGAGGGGCGACCGCGUCCAGGUGCUUUCCCAGGACUGUGCCGUGUCGGGCGAUGAGGGCUGGUGGACCGGGCAGCUUCCCAGCGGCCGAGUGGGCGUCUUCCCCAGCAACUACGUGGCCCCCGGCGCCCCUGCCGCGCCCGAGGGCCUCCAGCUGCCCCAGGAGAUCCCCUUCCAUGAGCUGCAGCUAGAGGAGAUCAUCGGGGUAGGGGGCUUUGGCAAGGUCUAUCGGGCCCUGUGGCGUGGCGAGGAGGUGGCCGUGAAGGCCGCCCGGCUGGACCCUGAGCGGGACCCGGCGGUGACAGCAGAACAGGUGCGCCAGGAGGCCCGACUCUUCGGAGCCCUGCAGCAUCCCAACAUCAUUGCCCUCAGGGGCGCCUGCCUCAGCCCCCCUCACCUCUGCCUGGUGAUGGAGUAUGCCAGAGGGGGUGCACUGAGCAGGGUGCUGGCCGGUCGGCGGGUGCCCCCUCACGUGCUGGUCAACUGGGCUGUGCAGGUGGCGCGGGGCAUGAACUACCUGCACAACGAUGCCCCUGUGCCCAUCAUCCACCGGGACCUCAAGUCCAUCAACAUCCUUAUUCUGGAGGCCAUCGAGAACCACAACCUCACAGACACGGUGCUCAAGAUCACAGACUUCGGCCUUGCUCGAGAGUGGCACAAGACCACCAAAAUGAGCGCAGCGGGGACUUACGCCUGGAUGGCCCCGGAGGUUAUCCGUCUCUCCCUCUUCUCCAAAAGCAGCGACGUCUGGAGCUUUGGAGUGUUGCUCUGGGAGCUGCUGACGGGGGAGGUCCCCUACCGUGAAAUCGACGCCUUGGCCGUGGCAUAUGGCGUGGCUAUGAACAAGCUGACGCUGCCCAUCCCCUCCACUUGUCCCGAGCCCUUUGCCCGCCUACUGGAGGAAUGCUGGGACCCAGACCCCCACGGGAGGCCAGAUUUCGGCAGCAUCUUGAAGCAACUUGAAGUCAUCGAACAGUCAGCCCUGUUCCAGAUGCCGCUGGAGUCCUUCCACUCGCUGCAGGAGGACUGGAAGCUGGAGAUCCAGCACAUGUUCGAUGACCUCCGGACCAAGGAGAAGGAGCUCCGCAGCCGGGAGGAGGAGCUGCUGCGGGCGGCGCAGGAGCAGCGCUUCCAGGAGGAGCAGCUGCGGCGGCGGGAGCAGGAGCUGGCCGAGCGCGAGAUGGACAUUGUGGAGCGCGAGCUGCACCUGCUCAUGUGCCAGCUGAGCCAGGAGAAGCCCAGGGUCCGCAAACGCAAGGGCAACUUCAAGCGCAGCCGCCUGCUCAGGCUGCGGGAAGGCGGCAGCCACAUCAGCCUGCCCUCGGGCUUCGAGCAUAAGAUCACAGUCCAGGCCUCUCCAACUCUGGACAAGCGGAAAGGAUCGGAUGGGGCCAGCCCACCUGCAAGCCCCAGCAUCAUCCCCCGGCUCAGGGCCAUUCGCCUGACUCCCGUGGACGCUGGGGGCGGCAGCAGCAGCGGCAGCAGCAGUGGUGGCAGCGGGACAUGGAGCCGUAGUGGACCCCCAAAGAAGGAAGAACUGGUUGGGGGCAAGAAGAAGGGCCGGACUUGGGGGCCCAGCUCCACUCUGCAGAAGGAGCGGGCUGGAGGAGAAGAGAGGCUGAAGGCCCUGGGAGAAGGAAGCAAACAGUGGUCAUCAAGUGCCCCCAACCUGGGCAAAUCCCCCAAACACACCCCCAUUGCCCCUGGCUUCGCCAGCCUCAACGAGAUGGAGGAGUUCGCGGAGGCCGACGGAGGCAACAGCGUGCCCCCCUCCCCCUACACCACCCCGUCCUACCUCACCGUGCCGCUCCCCAGCGAGCCCUCCCCGGGGGCGCCCUCGCCCCCCGCGCCCCCCUCCCGGCCGGGGCACGGCCGGCGGCGCUGCGAGCUCGCGCUGCUGGGCUGCGCCACGCUGCUGGGCGCCGUGGGGCUGGGAGCCGACGUGGCCGAGGCCCGCGCGCCGGACGGCGAGGAGCAUCGGCGCUGGCUCGACGGCCUCUUCUUCCCCCGCGCCGGCCGCUUCCCGCGGGGCCUCAGCCCGCCCGGGCGCUCCCCGGGCCGCCGCGACGACCCGGCCCCCGGCCCCGGCCUGGCGCCCUCGGCCACCCUCGUGUCGCUGUCCUCGGCGUCCGACUGCAACUCCACGCGCUCGCUGCUGCGCUCCGACAGCGACGAGGCCGCGCCCGCCGCGCCCUCCCCGCCGCCCUCCCCGCCCGCGCCCUCCCCCGCGGCCGGCGCCAACCCCCUGGUGGACCUGGAGCUCGAGAGCUUCAAGAGGGACCCCCGCCAGUCGCUCACGCCCACCCGCGUCACCGCCGCGCGCGCCGUGAGCCGCGGCCACCGGCGAACGCCGUCGGAUGGGGCGCUGGGGCAGCGCGGGGCGCCGGAACCCGCGGGCUCCGGCCUGGGCCCUCGAGACCCCCUGGACUUCCCCCGCCUACCCGACCCCCAGGCCCUGUUCCCCACCCGGCGCCGGCCCCCCGAAUUCCCUGGCCGCCCCACCACCCUGACCUUCGCCCCAAGACCCCGACCGGCUGCCAGCCGCCCCCGCCUGGACCCCUGGAAAUUGGUCUCUUUCGGUCGGACACUCAGCAUCUCACCUCCCAGCAGGCGGGACACCCCGGAGAGCCCCGGGCCCCCCAGCGUGCAGCCCACGCUGCUUGACAUGGACAUGGAGGGGCAGAGCCAGGACAGCACAGUGCCCCUGUGUGGGGUCCAUGGCUCCCACUGAGGCCCACCCCCACCGCCCGCCUGGGCAGCCAUGAAUGUAGCGUCCCAGGCCCCGCCCCAGCCCACCAGGCCACGAGGCAGGGGAGGCCCUGGGCAGGAUACCCACUCUAUUUAUUGGGGGAGGGGUGGAGGGAUCACUUAAUUUAUUCCUUUGUACCCAGGGGGUGGGGCCCUGUGCCCGCCUUGCAUUGGGGGGUGGGGGUGGGCCGGGUUACUCAGGGACAGGGCAUCGUGGGGGAUUUGGCACAAAAUGAAGCAUUAAAGGUAACCCCUGCCCCCUACUGCGCUUGGCUGUGUGUCUUUCCCCAGCCGAGGUCCUGAGCCUGUGCCAUCCUGAGUCAGCACCCCCCACCCCAUGCUCCCUCCCUAGGCCUCCCUGGGUCUCUGGUGUCUGGGGGUGAAGCUCAGAUCCAUGUCCCCACCCUGGCCCCCACAAGAACACCACACAAAGAGGUUAUGGUCACCAGUGACAAGUACUUUACCAGCGAAAACAUGAGUCAGGGGAAGUUACAGGGUGACGUUGGAGGGAGUGGGGGUAGGGACAGUCCCCCUAGGUUGCCUCAGCCAAUGACAUCCCGAGUCCCAGCCCCGGCCCCACUGUCUUCCCUCUGGAGGCUGCAACGGUUCAUCUUCAGCUGAGUCAGCUGGAUGUAGCGUAGGACAUUGGUGUCUGCGGGGGAGGUGGGCAGGGCAUUAUCUGGGUGUCCCGGGACAGCAGGUGACAGCUGCACCACUUCGGCUCACACCUCCUUGUCCCCAGCCUUCAGCGGCUCCCCCACACACAUGGUAUUGCCAGAGCCCUUCUCCAAAAACCCAGCCACAACAAGCUGAGCGGGGGCACUUCACACCUCCGGGCUCUUGCUUUUGCUAUGCCUCCUGCCAGGAAAGCCUCUGCUCGCGGGCUCCUGUCACACUUCUACUCAUCCUCCAGCGACAUCUGCAAGACGUCUGCUCUCUGCAAACCACUUACAGCAAAGCCAAUCUCGCCUCUGCUCCUGCACCCCUGUGUCAUGCACCUGUUGUGCUCUUAGUUCGAAACUGAGUAUAUUGUCUGCACACACAUACACCCUGACUAUGACUUCCCAGAGGGCAAGGAACAAGCCUCCAACUCUUUCAACCCCCCACCCCCCAACCACCACCACCAGUAUCCUGACAUUGCCCACCUGGGGGUCAGUCUGCCUCCUGGCAAGUGCUCGGCACGUGUGGGCAAGCAAGCAGGUGAAUGAA
This is a messenger RNA of Talpa occidentalis (Iberian mole), 4434 nucleotides long. RefSeq names its product mitogen-activated protein kinase kinase kinase 10 (gene MAP3K10). Bases 368 to 3208 code for a protein of 946 amino acids. Lineage: Eukaryota; Metazoa; Chordata; Mammalia; Eulipotyphla; Talpidae. Gene Ontology annotation, molecular function: JUN kinase kinase kinase activity; ATP binding; protein binding. Gene Ontology annotation, biological process: positive regulation of apoptotic process; protein phosphorylation. The transcript is spliced from 10 exons. The record is from RefSeq and is a predicted model, not a curated record.